Messenger RNA from Rhopilema esculentum, 3147 nucleotides. RefSeq names its product fibrinogen-like protein 1. Lineage: Eukaryota; Metazoa; Cnidaria; Scyphozoa; Rhizostomeae; Rhizostomatidae. The record is from RefSeq and is a predicted model, not a curated record.
GCGUGUAUAUAAAAAGACGAGAGUAUGUUGGGAUUUUCCAUUCAUGCCAGCGCGUUUAAUAUAUCACUGCAGCGCAUGCUUUUCGCAUAGAGAUUUGUUUUUUCUUUUUGGUAAUUCAUAUAGUUGCUUGCAUAAUUAAUGUUUUUGUAGGUACCCAUAAUAGAUUUGGUUAACGAAGUGUUAGGCUGACUCAGGCUAAUCAUGGGCUGACUCGAGCUAUUCAUCGGUCUUAAUAAACAGCUUAACGACAUUUAUUAAUCCGUAUAUGCAUUUUAAAGUUAUUCAUAACAAUCUUUGACAUAAAAUUUGUAUCCUGUUUUUCUAAAUGCUGAUUGGUAGACAUAUUUAGUUUGUGUAGAUUAAAAGUAUAUAAAACGUCUGAUUGUAAGGUAAGAAGCGACAGAAACGGCGAUAGAGAGAAAGAUAAUCAGUACCGAGGUGUACAAUGAAGAAGGAUUGGAUACAACUGUUGUGUUUCCUUUAGUGUUCUCUUGGCACUUUAAAGACUCAUUGCUAACAAUGAGCCAUUGCGCUACGUAAGCAUCCCAUAAUGCAUUUUUAGACUGUCUAAAAUCAAUUACUGCCGUUGUUUGGACCGUCGCCACGCUCGCAAAGGCCCAUUGUUAGCAAUGAGUCUUUAACAUUAAACCUCUGAACCAGCAGAAAGUUCUGGUGUUGGUACAUUGCAUAAUUUCUACAGAAUAUGAAUGAAAAAACGUGAAUAUGAGCAGAAAAAUAGUGAAUACGAGUUUAAAGGCGUGAAUAUUUAUUGAAUAAUUUUGCACCUAACAAACUUUAUUCGCUGUUCUUGCCCUCCACAUACGUAUUUGGUCAUAAUGAUUAAUUGUUAGACUAUGAAUAAUUCAUACCCGAUGAAGUCAAAUGUUCUCAUAGGUAUAAGCAGAUACGUAAUCCCCUAUUGCUGGUAUCAUUUCUUGGCGAUUUACCAGCUUAAUUACAUUUAGGGUCCCUUUGAUAACCGAAAGCUGCACGCAAUUAGAUCUUGCAUCUCCAGCGACUUGUUGGUGUUGUCUCUUUCUUAAUGAUUUCCAGUGACAGAAUGGCGAAUAUUCUUGCUUUGCUCUGUCUGAUACUGGGAUCUACUGCCACAAUAUUGCGCUUGCCAUGCCUUGAAUACGGUUAUUUUACUGUGGUCAAGAAGAAUGCUGCACUACAAGGAUCCGUCAUUGCGACCAUUUCUAAUACGCCUGUUGAGAAAUGCCAAGAGCUGUGUCUCCUAAACCCAUAUUGUCAAACUGUGAACACCAAAGAUGACGGUACGUUGUGUGAACUAAGCAGCAAGUCAAGGUAUCAUUUACCAAACGAUGCCUUGUUUGUUGAGAAGAUCGGCUGGACAUACAGGGCUACAAAUUAUAGUGAGACACUGGUUGGUGAAUUGUGUCAAGAACUAAAGCCCUGUCGGCAUGGUUACAUAUGCAAGGACACAUGCAGUUGCCCUGGCUACCAAUGUGCGCCACACUACACAGACUGUGGAUUUCUACAUAAAUCUGGUUUUCGAAAGAACGGAAUCUAUCCGUAUAGGGACAGCGUUAAAGAGUUUUUGGUAUAUUGCGACUUCAUUACAUUAAACAAGUGGUGGAUUGUAUUCCAACGACGCGUUGAUCGCUCGGUCACAUUCUACCGAAACUGGAAUCAGUAUAAACAAGGCUUUGGGGAGAUGUCCGGAAACUUCUGGCUUGGUCUAGAGAAGAUUCACAAACUGGUACCGCCCGGCCGCAAGGCGAGACUGCGCAUUGAAUUGAAGCAUAUCCUGGACAGAAGUAAAUUAUACUACGCGGAAUAUGAGGACUUUAGCAUUUCAGAUGAGGCGGACGGAUAUCGUUUGCAUGUUGGCACGUAUCGUGGAAAUGCAGGUGAUUCCCUCGGUUACAGCAGCAACAGGAAGUUUUCGACAUACGAUCGUGAUAAUGAUAUUCACGAAAAAAAUUGUGCCGUUGCCACAAAGGGGGCUUGGUGGUUCGGAAAAUGUAAAAAUGCACAUCUAAAUGCUGUGUUUCCGCCAUUGCCUUAUAACGACCGUCUUGUCUAUUAUCUGUGCUGGCAUCAUAUAGAUAGUCAGCAUGGUGGGGUCUUUUAUUCUGAAAUGAAAUUCACUUAUCUGUGAAUAAUGUCCAGUGACAAAGAAUUAUCAGAUGGAAUAGGAAGAAUGGAGCGAAGAAGAGAAGAGAGAAGAUACGCUAGUGAAGAAGGAGAGAGAAUAGAAGCAAAGAGCUGGAGAAGAAGAGGAAGGAGAAGGGGGAGAGGAUAAAGGAAAAGCAGAAGGAAAAUGUAGGGAGAAGCAGAGAGCAAAGAAGCAGAAAGCGAGAAGGGAAGUGAAGAAGAGAGAGAGAGAAGGAGAAGAAGAGAGCAAAGAGGCAGAAAGCGAAGAAGGAAGUGAAGAAGAGAGAGAAGGAGAAGAAGAGAGCAAAGAGGCAGAAAGCGAAGAAGGAAGUGAAGAAGAGAGAGAGAAGGAGAAGAAGAGAGCAAAGAGGCAGAAAGCGAAGAAGGAAGUGAAGAAGAGAGAGAGAAGGAGAAGAAGAGGGCAAAGAAGCAGAAAGCGAAGAAGGAAGUGAAGAAGAGAGAGAGAAGGAGAAGAAGAGAGCGAAGAAGGAGAAAAUGAAGAAGGAAGUAAAGAAGAGAGAGAGGAGAAGCUGAAAAAGAGAGUGAAGAAGGAAGUGAAGAAGAGAGAAAGAGAAGGAGAAGCAGAAAAAGAGAGUAAAGAAGAGAGAAAAAGCUGGAAAAGAAGAGGGAGAGGAAGAAGUAGCAGAAAGCGAAGAAGGAAACAGAGAAGAGAAAGAAGCAGGGUGCGAGGGACUAGCCAACAUUUGUGAAGAGGAAACAGUAGAAGUAAAAUAGAGUAUUUGAGCUGCUACUACGUUUAAACUGCUUUGAUGUAAAUUAUGUAUUGUAUUCGAAUUAUAACUGAAAAAUAAAUUCUUAUCAACAUCAAAAAUCUACAUUUACUAGCGCUCUUUGUAGCAAUUGUAUUCUUUGAAACAUUGGGUUAAUGUUGGUCCUACUCAAAGCCUUUUCUUAAGUUCGGGGCAAACAAUGACAAAGCCAGAGAUCUGUCAAAACUUCUUGGGGCCCUUCUCAGCUCUGGGCCAAAAGGUAGUCUGCCUCCUGCCACUCUCAGCAGGCCUGACU